This is a messenger RNA of Bombina bombina (fire-bellied toad), 6428 nucleotides long. It is a transcript of the gene BCL9, whose product is annotated as BCL9 transcription coactivator. Gene Ontology annotation, biological process: positive regulation of transcription by RNA polymerase II; canonical Wnt signaling pathway. The record is from RefSeq and is a predicted model, not a curated record. Gene Ontology annotation, molecular function: transcription coactivator activity; beta-catenin binding. Gene Ontology annotation, cellular component: beta-catenin-TCF complex. Lineage: Eukaryota; Metazoa; Chordata; Amphibia; Anura; Bombinatoridae.
UAAGGGACAAAUCUGUGCAGUUGUCAGCACUGCUUGCUAGAGAGGGGGAGGUGCUGUCACUUUAAGAGCAGCGGAGACCCAACUGGGGUUGGUGUGAAGGGGGAGCAAUGGGGUGGGCGGUACCACACGCCCCCCGAGGAGGAGGAGAGAAAGGCGCCUCUUCAACUGGGAAUAAGGAGGUGGGCGGUACCACUCGUCACGGGCACAAGGGGGCAGAGAUAGGAGUGGAAUGUUCAUGUGGAGGGAGUAUGGGGAACGAUAGAAAUGAGUGGGGAUAGAGAAAGGAAGAUCAAGUGAGACGGGGCGUGGCUAUCCCGUGAAAGGGGCGUGGCUACACUUCGCACGAAGCAGCGCUGAGGAUAGGGGAGGAGGAAGGCACCACUUUCAGGAGCCGGAAAGGGGGAGGGCAGAAGAACAAGAAGGUGGUGGUGGUAAUAUUGGUAAAGGGGGAGAAAAAAAAAGACAAUGGAGCUUCUGUGUAGCUGCGGGAGAUUAAAGCUACCGCCGACCAUCUUGUAUUACCUGGUGUGAGGAUAAAAAAAAACCGAGGGACCCUGGCAGAUCGGUAUCAACGAUACGACUAUACCUACUAUCCCUGACCUGGCCUCCCCUGUCUCAUUCACUGGCUUUCUCGAUUCGCCUCACUUGGUACAGCCCGAGGCGCGUGCCGGGUCAUCACUGGCUAUCAAACAGGAUGAGUACUGCUGUAUCGUGACCACAGGGGACCUGUGUGCCCUGGCAAUGCACAGAGUUCCCUCUGCAACGAGAGGCACAUGUCCGAAGAAUGCUGGAACUGCAGGAGGGGAGAGCACACUUCAACAAGAGAGAGCGAAACAAAAAGGAGAAAGACGAGCAAAAGGACAACACUGACAAAAGCACUUCACAGAAAGCUAUACGGACUCAUUUAAAAACCCCGAGCCCUCCAAAGAACUUGGCAAGUCCCACUGCAUCAGUGACUGUGAGCUCUGGAUCCCUGUCAAUGCAUUCCAGUAACCCCAAAGUGCGAAACUCUCCGUCAGGAAAUACACAGAGCAGCAGCCCAAAAUCCAAGCCAGAGGUUAUGGUACACCCUCCUUCCGUGAUGUCCCCAUCUGGCAACCCGCAGCUGGACUCUAAGUUCUCCAGUCAGGGGAAACAGGGAAGCUCAACAACACAGUCGCAAGCAUCACCUUGUGACCAGAAAAGUGGUAACCACACCCCAAAACCAAUGCAAAGUUCGGGAGGCAACAUGGGACUUAAAAAUGGGGCUGGAAAUGGAGCCAAAGGGAAAGGAAAAAGGGAAAGAAGUGUUUCUGCUGAAUCAUUUGAUCAGAGGGACCCAGGAACCCCCACUACAGACUCUGAAAUUAAAGACUGCAACACUACAGAUCCAGCAAUGCCUCUGGAGUCCCAACAUGCCUCUCACACCAUGACCCCUUCCAACACCUCCGUCCCCAGGUCUUCCACUCCAUCACAUGGGCCAACAAUGCUUGAUUCUGCACCUGGACGAAAAACGCCAACAAAAGUGGUUUAUGUCUUUUCUACUGAAAUGGCCAAUAAAGCUGCUGAAGCUGUAAUAAAGGGACAGGCGGAAUCCAUAGUUCUCUUCCACAUCCAGAGCACCUCAAACAGCAAAGCUGAACGCACUUCAACUCCUACGAACACUCAGAUAUCGACAAAUAUAAGAAGCGAACCUAAAAGUAAUCCUCGAGCACCAACCCCCCAGGAGCAGAACCAUUCACAACCGGCCAAAGUGCAACCAAAUCAACCCGGGCCUGUACUACCGCCCAAGCCUGCAGGCUCUCACUGUUCAAUAGGACAAGAUAGCGGUGAGAGUAAAAUAGCAGCCAACAGCCCUGCUAGUGUUUUACAAAGUGAAGGAUGUGGACAAAGUUCUACUCCUAACAAUCAAGUUGCUAGUCCUUUAUCCCAGGGGAAUGUUGUCCCUUCAGGUGAUACAAAGACUGAAACAAAAAACUCCUCUCAGCAGGUACCUGGUGGGGAUCAGACAAAUUUAGGUGACAAUCCUGAUGGGCUUUCUCAAGAGCAAUUAGAACACAGAGAACGUUCUUUACAAACCCUUAGAGAUAUUCAUCGUAUGUUGUUUCCUGAUGAGAAAGAGUUUUGCUCUAAGGACAUUACAGGCCAAAGUGGGGGACCUCAACCGAAUUCUGGAAUGCUGGACAAUCCCCAGAAGAAACUUGAAGGGCCAAUACAAGCAAUGAUGGCUCAGUCACAAAAUUUAGGUAAAGGCCCAGGACCACAUCCUGAUGGAGGUAUUCCAUUUGGACCCCAGGGACACGAGGACAUGCCUUUUUCACCAGAGGAUAUGGUACCUCCACCAAUGAAUCCUCAGCCUGGACAGGAUCACCUCGACACAUGACUCCAGAACAGUGUGGCACUGGCUAAAUUGCAACAAGAAUUCUAUGAUGAAAAGAGACGCAAACAGGAGCAGGCUGUAGUGCAGCAGCGUUCCUUACAAGAUAUGAUGGUAAACCAACAUGGACCUAGAGGCAUGGUUAGAGGCCCUCCUCCUCCUUAUCAAAUUAAUCCUGGGACCUGGGGUCCUGGGGGGCCUGAGCCUUUUGCUGAUGGAAUUGGUAUGCCACAUCCUAUGCCACCAAAAGGUAUGCCCCCACAUCCAAAUGUGCCUGGAAGCCAAAUGCACGUUUGCCUGGAUUUUGUUGGAAUGAUGAACCCUGAUGAAGGACCUAAUGUUCCCAAUCCUGCCUCCAGAUCAGGACUUCCAGGUGUUAUGCCUGAUGAGGUGUCACAAAUUCAAGAUGGACGCAACUUUCCUCCCGGACAAAGCAUUUUCAGUGGCCCAGGGCGAGGUGAAAGAUUUCCUCACCCCCAAGGUUUGCCAGAAGAGAUUUUUCAUCCACAUGUUUCAGAAAAACAACUUGGUAUGCCACCUGGUAUUGGCAUGGAGGGAAUUAGACCUGUAAUGGAAAUGAAUAGAGGGAUGCCUCCCCAAAGGAAUAUGGAACCUGGAAGUGGUCUAUUCCCUCGCAUGCCUGGAGAUUCAGCACUGAGCCCCUCAAGGAUGGAAUUCCAAAAGGGGAUGCCUCCAAAUAUGGGCCCAAACAGAGAUGUAGAAUUUGGCUUGGGUCACGGAAACAUGAACAUGAAGGUUGAUAUGAACCUAAAUGUCAAUAUGAAUUCUAACCAGCAGUUAAUGUCUCAGAAAAUGAGAGAGGUGGUUAUGGGGUCUGAGGAAAUUAUUAAAAUGAGGUCAGGCAAUUCUGAGAUGCUUAGUAAGCAAAAAAUGCAUUCUGUUCCAUUUGAGCACUCCCAACCAGAAUAUGGCAUGAGUUCCAGGCCUUUUCUUAAUAUGCCCCGGUCAGGAGGAGUUUUAAGAAAUCCCAGAGAACAGAUGGGGCCAGAUCAAAGGACUAAUAGCAGAUUAAGCCACAUGCCACCACUACCUCUCAACCCUAACAAUAACCCGGGCAACCUCAGUGUUGCACCUCCUGGUCAGCGCAGCAUGGGACGUAAACCUUUGGAUAAUGUUUCUGUUUCAGGUGGUCAAGUGAACUCUCCUGGUGUAACAUUAAAAUCACCAACCAUGCGGCAGGUUCAGUCUCCAAUGCUGGGUCCCUUCUGUAUUCUUAAAUCUCCUCAAACACCGUCUCAGUUAGCGGGGAUGUUGACAGGAUCAACAGCUGCAGCUGCUGCUUCCAUUAAGUCCCCACCUGUUAUGGGGUCUGCUGCUGCUUCUCCUGUUCACCUAAAGUCUCCGUCCCUUCCUGUACCUUCCCCAGGUUGGACAUCCUCUCCUAAGCCAUCCAAUGCAAAGUCCAGGAAUACCCCAAACCAGCAGCCACCACUUGGCAUUACUUCACCAGCCAUGAUGGGGAAUAUGGAAUCGGUAGGCCCUCCUCCAACAGUCAGCCAGUCCGCUUCGAUAAAUCACCCCGGAAGUCUUCCCUCCAGCACUAGCUACACAAUGCCGCCUGAGCCCACUCUUUCCCAAAACCCCCUCUCCAUUAUGAUGUCUAGGAUGUCAAAGUUUGCAAUGCCUAGCUCCACGCCUCUCUACCAUGAUGCCAUCAAAACAGUGGCUAGUUCAGAUGAUGACUCCCCCCCUGCCCGUUCACCCAAUCUUCCUUCUAUGAAUAAUAUGCCAGGCAUGGGUAUGAAUACACAAAAUCCUCCUAAGAUGCAAGGCUCGCAUAGUGGUGUUUCUAUGCCAACGCUAAGCCCGAUGGGUAUGACACAGCCUCUUUCUCAUGGUGGUCAGAUGCCCUCUCCCAAUGCCAUGCCACCCAAUGUACCUCAUGGAGGUCCAAUGGGACCAGGAAUGAUGCCGCACAAUCAAAUGAUGGCACAUGGGCCUCAGGAUCCACCUAUGGUGCCUCAGGGGCGCAUGGGUUUUUCACAAGGUUUUCCACCAGUGCAGUCUCCACCACAAGUUCCCUUUCCACACAACGGUCCUAACGGGGGUCAGGGAAACUUUCAGUCUGGAAUGGGAUUUCCUGGAGAGGGACCUUUAGGUCGCCCUGGCAAUUUGCCCCCAAAUGCAGACCCAGCACUUUGUAAAUCGGGGUGUCCUACAGGGCCAGAUUCAUUUAAUGUUAUGGGGAACAACAUGCCUUCAGUUUUUACUGACCCAGACUUGCAGGAAGUCAUUAGACCAGGGGCAACUGGAAUCCCUGAGUUUGAUUUAUCAAGGAUUAUUCCAUCAGAGAAGCCCAGUCAAACACUGCAAUAUUUCCCUCGUGGGGAAGUUCCAGGUAGAAAACCACACCAAGGACCUGGGUUUUCACACUUGCCUGGUAUGAUGGGAGAACCAAGCCCAAGAAUGGGUCUUCCUAUGCCUGGUAUGGGGGGGCCAGGCCCUGUGGUUACGGAUAUGCCCUUAGGCGGUGCUCCAAAUAUGCCUGGUCAUAAUUCUAUGAGGCCUCCAAGUUUUAUGCAGCAAGGUAUGAUUGGGCCUCACCAUCGCAUGAUGUCACCAGCACAAUCAGGACUACCCGGCCAACUGACUAUGAUGGGGAACCCAGGAGGGGUUGGCAUGAUGCCAGGGAAAGAAAGGAUGCCUGCAGGGCUUUAUAGUCACCCUGGUUCUCCCAACAUGUUGAUGUCAAUGCAGGGGAUGAUGGGACCUCAGCAAAACCUUAUGAUUCCCCCACAAAUGCGCCCAAGAGGUAUGCCUACUGAUGUUGGGAUGGGUGGAUUCAGCCAAGGCCCUGGUAACCCAGGAAACAUGAUGUUUUAAGCUGCUACGAUUGGACAUAUUGAAACUUGUAGAAAUGAGAUUGCUGAGAAAUGUAAAACUGAGGAGUCCCAUUUGGCCAUGCAAUAGCUAAAAAGGACCCAAAUGUCAAUUUGGCGGAAACUCAAGAAUGUAUAAAACUAUCUGAGCAUUGCUUUCAUUUAUUCAACAGGUGAUUUUUAUAUUUUUUUCUUUUUUUCCCCUUUUUUUCUGUUUUCUUUUGUUUUGUUUUUCUUUUUUCUUUCUUUUUUUCUUUUUAAGAUUUAUUUUUAAAAAAAUAUUUUUGUGAACUUGGGUACCCCAUGUUGGCACCGGCUUUGGGGGGGAAAAACAAAAAAAAAUAUCUGUAGCUGUAUUUUGAGAAUUGCCAUUUGUCAUGAGUUGCACCAUCCUGUAUGUUUACGUCGUUUGGAUUGGCUUCUUCAGGACACUCGGUUACCCCUUUUGUGUACUGUACUAUAUUGUAAAAGGGAUUUUAGCAGAGACUUUAGUCUUUGUAUGUGAGAGGAGAUUCAGUGCUGUUUACUUUGGGUGGAGAAUCCAUCUUCAGAACUUUGUUACUUUUUCCUUUAACUCCAGUGUAUAGUAAACCAAACUAUGACCUCAUACAGAAAGAGUAUUAUUAAAAAAAAAAGCACAACAUGAACUAUUAAGUCCAUUUAGGGGGAUCUCCUUUCUUUACAAUAAAAAUUAAAAUUAAAAAAAUAAUCCAGAAUAUGGAGAGCAAAUAGUUGUGGUUUUUAUUUUUCUUUCUUCUUUUUUCCUUUUUUUUUUGUUUUGUUUGUUUGCUCCCUCCAAAUCUCAUUCGAUGUAGGCUUAAUGUCCCUUAUUUGCGCAGUGUAUUUUUUGGGAGGAAGAAUUAAAAAAAAAAAAAAAAAUCAAACAAAAAAAUAGAAGUGACUGGCGUUGUAUUUUGGUAGUGCUUUUUCAUGCUUUUAUCAAGAAGCCAGGCUUUAUGCUGUUACAUACAUGGACAGUCAGACCACAUGUAGUAAGUAAUCUUCAGUUAUCCUUUCUCUUAGGAAUCCCAAGUAAUUCAUGUGGGAGUGGAAACCAUUGUGGGAUAUAUUUUUUUUUCUCUCCAUUUUGUGAUGGUUACUUUUUCACUCUUCCUCUUCUUGUCCCUCUUGCCCAGCGUUAAACAUUCUGUGUAAUAUCCAUUAAAUUUGGUACAAAACCACUUGCCAGGGCUGUGGUGUCGGAAAAAUAAAAUAUAUUUCUUACAAACUGA